Puma concolor (puma) is the source of this 2532-nucleotide messenger RNA. NCBI's taxonomy places the organism in Eukaryota, Metazoa, Chordata, Mammalia, Carnivora, Felidae. The record is from RefSeq and is a predicted model, not a curated record.
GCCUACAUAGAAGAGUGACAGCAGCUGGACUGAAUGUUUCACUGCUGAACUGGUUCCUCAGGUAUCCUGGCUCUGGUGAUUGCUAUGGGAGAGUGGAUGACUGUUACAGAUCCAGAUCUGUCUUCAGAAAGCAAAAAUAUCUGUCAAUAUACCUCAGAAACAAAGAUGUCUCCAUCAAGUUUAUACUCACAGCAAGUGCUAUGUUCUUCAAUACCUUUAUCAAAAAAUGUGCACAGUUUUUUCAGUGCCUUCUGCACAGAGGAGAAUAUUGAACAAAGUGUUUCAUAUCUUGAUCAGGAAUUGACUACUUUCGGUUUUCCUUCAUUAUAUGAAGAAUCCAAAGGUAAAGACACAAAGAGAGAAUUAAAUAUAGUUGCUGUUUUAAAUUGUAUGAAUGAGCUACUUGUACUUCAGCGGAAGAACCUUCUAGCUCAGGAAAAUGUAGAAACACAGAAUCUGAAACUGGGAAGUGAUAUGGACCAUCUGCAGAACUGCUAUGCAAAACUUAAGGAACAACUGGAAACCUCCAGGAGAGAAAUGAUUGGGCUUCAGGAAAGAGACAGACAGUUACAGUGCAAGAACCGGAAUUUGCAUCAGCUACUGAAAAAUGAAAAAGAUGAAGUACAAAAAUUACAAAAUAUCAUUGCAAGUAGAGCUACUCAAUAUAAUCAUGAUAUGAAGAGAAAAGAACGUGAAUAUAAUAAAUUAAAGGAGCGUCUGCAUCAACUUGUUAUGAACAAGAAGGAUAAAAAAAUAGCUAUGGAAGUUUUAAAUUAUGUGGGGAGAGCUGAUGGAAAAAGAGGCUCCUGGAGGACGGGUAAAACUGAGGCCAGUUUCUUUCUCAGGAAUGAAGAUGAAAUGUAUAAAAUUCUCUUGAAUGAUUAUGAAUAUCGUCAGAAACAAAUCCUAAUGGAAAAUGCUGAACUUAAGAAGGUUCUUCAGCAAAUGAAAAAGGAAAUGAUUUCUCUUCUUUCUCCCCAAAAGCAGAAACCUAGAGAAAGAGCAGAUGAUAGUACAGGAACUGUUAUCUCUGAUGCUGAGGAAGAUGCUGGGGAACUGAGUAGGGAGAGUAUGUGGGACCUUUCCUGUGAAACUGUGAGAGAGCAGCUUACCAACAGCAUCAGAAAACAGUGGAGAAUUUUGAAAAGUCAUGUAGAAAAGCUUGAUAACCAAGUUUCAAAGGUACACUUAGAAGGUUUCAAUGAUGAAGACGUAAUCUCACGACAAGACCACGAACAAGAAACUGAAAAACUCGAGUUGGAAAUUCAACAGUGUAAAGAAAUGAUUAAAACUCAGCAGCAGCUUUUACAGCAGCAGCUUGCUACUGCAUGUGAUGACGACACCACUUCACUGCUUCGAGACUGCUACUUGUUGGAAGAAAAGGAGCGCCUCAAGGAAGAGUGGUCCCUAUUUAGAGAGCAAAAAAAGAAUUUUGAAAAGGAAAGACGAAGCUUUACAGAAGCGGCUAUCCGCCUAGGAUUGGAGAGAAAGGCAUUUGAAGAAGAAAGAGCCAGUUGGUUAAAGCAACAGUUUUUAAAUAUGACUACCUUUGACCACCAGAACUCAGAAAAUGUGAAACUUUUCAGUGCCUUCUCAGGAAGUUCUGAUCGGGACAGUCUUACAGUGCACUCAAGGCCACGGCAAAAGAAGCCUCAGAAUAUGUCUAACGGGUCUCCAGUUUGCACAUCUAAACUUACGAAGUCUCUUCCCGCUUCUCCUUCUACUUCAGACUUUUGCCAGACACGUUCCUGUGCAUCUGAACAUAGUUCAGUCAGCGUACUGAAUAUAACUCCUGAAGAAACUAAACCAAAUCAGGUUGGAAGAGAAUGUGCAAAUCAGAAGUGGAGCAUGGCAUCGAGACCUGAGUCACAGGAAGGUUGCUAUAGUGGGUGCUCCUUGACCUACACCAACUCCCAUGUGGAAAAAGAUGACUUACCUUAGACGUGUGGACUGGAACUGUUUUCAUUAACACGUUCAUCAGAUUUCACAUCUAAGUUGAAACAGGGUGUGUCAUAAAGUCAGUCAUCUCUACUAAUUUAAGGUGGUCUGAGUUGUUUGUUUGGACUUUCCUGUUCCUCCCCCAAAGAGCUAAAAUGUUAAAUCUAUUUAAAAGGAUAUAAAAGCUUUGGAUAAUGUAUUUUUAGUAACAGAAGCAUCUGGUUCUGUGAAUAAAGGAAUGUAUAUGUUUGGUCGAAAACAGAAGCACUAGAAUGAGUUUCCUCUUAUAGGUAUUAAAAAUAGCACUUUUAGGAAACUGAUUAUUGUAAAUGUUUAAUUUUGUCUCCUAUAUAGUUGGCAUUGGAAGUUUAGCCUUUACUUGAAUGUAUACUGUAGAUUUUUAACAAAGCAAGUUCUAUAUUUAUUAUGUUUAGUGUGAUUUGAAAUUUCCUCUUUCAUAUGUUUUAAAUAAAGUGAAAUUUAUGUAUGUUUUGUACAUAGAUAUACAUGAUUAUGUUAAGAGGCUUUAAGAUUUAAAAAUUUUACACAUCCAUAAUUAUAGUAUUUCAUGCCAAUAAAAUUUUUUUAGUGGUA